AUGAGGCCAUCACUCUUGGUCCUUGCGGCCAUUGGCGCUCAGGCCUGCCAGCGUGAACGUGCUUUCCACCAUCAUUCCCACCCGCAUGUCAAACGACAGGCGUCCUUUCCCCCCACCCUGACCCCACAUGAGGAGAUCUUGCUCAAUUCUUUCGACGCCCUCUCUAUAUCUGAAUGGUCAUACUACUAUACUCAUGGAGCCCACUUGGCUGGCCAGAACAAGACCAUGGCACAAUGGACGGCAGAUAGGUGGUCCGACUAUGGUUUCACUUCACGCUUGGACGAAUAUUACGUGUUCUUGAACUAUCCCGUGUCAAACUCCUUGAAGCUCACUUAUAAUAAUGGGAGUACGUACACUCCUAGUCUAAAAGAGGCUGUACUUGAAGAGGACCCGACCACCAGCUACCCAAACAGCGUGCCUGUAUUCCACGGCUACUCUUUUACCGGUAAUGCGUCUGCAGAAUAUAUCUACGUUGGUAGAGGUCAGCAAGUCGACUUUGAUCGUUUGAUUGAACUUGGUGUCGAACUCGAGGGCAAGAUUGCAUUGGCCAAGUAUGGUGGGCCUUUUCGAGGUCUCAAGGUCAAGAAUGCCCAAGACCACGGCAUGAUUGGAGCCGUCAUUUUCACAGAUCCUGGUGACGAUGGCAACAUGACUGAGGCAAAAGGCGUCGCUCCUUAUCCACAUGGCGGUGCUAGAAACCCUACCACCGUCCAGCGUGGAUCAGUUCAAUUUUUGAGUACAUACCCAGGAGAUCCAACCACGCCUGGCUACGUCUCCAAGCCAGACUCGCCACGCUCUGAUCGUAGAAACAUUCUGCCCCAAAUUCCCAGUCUACCCAUCUCCUGGAUUGAGGCCCAGCCUCUGCUACUAGCUCUCAACGGACACGGCUCAAAUGGUACUGAAGUUAACAGGACGCGCUGGAUUGGUGCUAUUCCAGGCGUGGAAUACUACACCGGUGAGGGAUCGGGUGCUACGCUUUCCAUGUCCAAUGUUAUGAAUGACACAUACGGUACAAUUUGGGAUGUUGUCGGUAUCAUCAAUGGAACCAAUGAAGACGAAGUCGUCAUUGUUGGAAACCACAGAGAUGCCUGGAUUGUUGGCGGGGCGGCUGACCCCAACUCUGGAUCCGCUGUGCUUGUCGAACUAGCCAAGGCAUUUGGCGCACUCUCAAAGACUGGAUGGAAGCCGUUACGCACCAUCGUACUCUGCAGUUGGGAUGCCGAAGAGUAUGGUCUUGUUGGAAGCACCGAAUGGAUGGAAGAAUAUCUUCCAUGGCUCAAGAACGCCGCAGUCUCCUACCUAAAUAUCGACGUAGCAGUUUCCGGCCCGAUCCCCGAUGUUGCGGCAACUCCUGACCUCCAUGCCAUUGCUACUUCGUUGAUGAAAAAGGUUGUAUAUCCAUACCGCAACGAGACCAGUCUCACCAUGUACGACGUGUGGACGCACGAGUCCGGCGAAGUUGGCGUCCUCGGCAGCGGGAGUGAUUACACUGCCUUCCUCCACCGUGGUAUUGCAUCCAUCGACAUGGGAGCUGGCCCUGGACCAAAUGACCCCGUCUACCCUUACCAUUCCAACUAUGACUCUUAUCACUGGAUGGCAACCUUUGGUGACCCAGGUUUUACUACACACAAGGCCAUGGGCCAGUUCCUCGCCCUUCUACUUUACCAUAUGGUCUCCGAUCCCGUGGUGCCUCUGGAGCCAGCCGACUACGUCUCUGAGCUCAACACCUACCUCGAUUCUCUGAAGGAGGAUAUCAGUGCCAGUAACUUCACCAUUGACCUUAACAAUCUGACGAGUGCCAUUUCAGCGUUUGAGAGUUCGGCCAAGGAAUUCGUCCUUCUUCGGGAUCAAGCGGUUGCUGCCAAUGACAGCGCGCUUAUCACCGUGCAGAAUCACAAAGCUCGAGAUUUCUCUCGUGGGUUCACUAGCCAGGGUGGCUUGCCCACCCGUGAGUUCUAUCAACACACUAUCUUCGCUCCCGGUCGAGAUACGGGAUAUGCUCCCGUGACGUUUCCUGGUAUCACAGAGAGUAUCACCUUUGAUCAAGACGCCAACCUAGCGCAGGAGUGGGUUCAAAAGACUAGUGACGCAAUCUUGCUUGCUGCCAGUAUUCUAAAAACAUAG
Molecule: messenger RNA, 2124 nt
Organism: Bipolaris oryzae ATCC 44560
Lineage: Eukaryota; Fungi; Ascomycota; Dothideomycetes; Pleosporales; Pleosporaceae
Exons: 7
Coding region: 1-2124 (707 amino acids)
Molecular function (GO): carboxypeptidase activity
Source: RefSeq, a predicted model, not a curated record